GCCAUCGGAGCACCCCGAGCCUGGGCCCGCCCCGCGGGAGCUGCUGGAGGCGGGGCGGGACCCCCGAGUCCCACGGUUGAAAUAGGGGAAGGGCUCAACCGAUCCCUCCCCCAGGUGGCCGCUGCCUGCCGAGCGCCCCGCCGUGCCGCGCCGCCUGCGAGUCUUUUUUCAGAGUCUGAAGAGCUUGAGACACACUUGCCAGCUUCCCACUGCUCCCCUGCAGCAGCGUCUCGCUUUCAGCUUUCAGGUUAACUGAAAUCUGCAAACAUUCUCUGCUGCAAGAAAAAGAGGGUGAUGUCAUCAGAAGAUGAUGCUGGCGGGGAGGCUCCUGGGGGCAGUUUCUGGGAGGCUGGAAACUACAAGAGGACAGUGAAACGUGUGGAUGAUGGCUACCGGCUCUGCAAUGACCUCAUCUCCUGCUUCCAGGAGCGAGCCAAGAUAGAGAAGAACUAUGCCCAGCAGCUGACAGAAUGGUCCCGUAAGUGGAGGACCAAUGUGGAGAGAGGUCCACAGUAUGGUACUCUGGAAAAGGCCUGGCAUGCCUUCCUGACAGCUGCAGACAAACUGAGUGAAAUUCACUUGGCUGUCCGGAACCACCUGGCUGGUGAAGAUUCCGAUAAGAUCAAGGCCUGGCAGAAGGAGGCCUACCACAAGCAGAUGAUUGGAGGCUUCAAGGAAACAAAGGAUGCAGAGGAUGGGUUCCGCAAGGCCCAGAAACCCUGGGUGAAGAAGAUGAAAGAUGUGGAGACGUCUAAGAAAAACUAUCACGCAGCCCGGAAGGAGGAGAAAACGGCCCAUACAAGGGAGAACCAUGCCAAGGCAGACUCGUCUGUGUCACAGGAGCAGAUGCGCAAGUUGCAGGAGCGUGUAGAGAAGUGCACUCUGGAGGCUGAGAAGUGCAAGGAUCAGUAUGAGAAGAUGCUGGAAGAAUUGAAUCGCUACAAUCCCCGCUACAUGGAGGACAUGGAGCAAGUGUUUGAGGGCUGUCAAGAGGCAGAGCGCAAGCGAUUGUGCUUCUUUAAGGAGAUGCUUCUGAAUCUGCACCAGCAUCUCAACCUCUCCACCAGUGAAAGCUUUCAUGCAUUGUAUCGGGAUCUCCACCAAGUCAUCAUGGCUGCAGACAACCAGGAGGACCUGAAGUGGUGGCGCAACACUCAUGGACCGGGCAUGGCGAUGAAUUGGCCUCAGUUUGAGGAAUGGUCCCUUGAAACACAGAGGCAAAUCACCAAGAAGGAGAAGAGUGGCAAGAUGGCUGAUGACGUCACACUGACCAGCAUUUUGCCUACACGAGAUGGUGUUGUCUCACAGACCCCUAUGCAGACAAGGUUUUCCUAUCAAGAGGAGCAGAACAGCCUCUUCUAUGAUACCCUGAAGGCAUCAACCCAUGUGAAUGGAGGGAAGGAAGACAUUUCAGAGUGGUCAGAUGAAGACACUCCCAAGAAGUGCCUGGAUGCCAAUGGGCAUGAGGAAGACCUAAAGGUACCAGGUGUACGGGUACGAGCACUCUAUGAUUACACGGGACAGGAGGCUGAUGAGCUGAGCUUUAAAGCAGGUGAAGAACUAAUGAAGAUUAGUGAGGAAGAUGAGCAGGGCUGGUGCAAAGGCCGACUUCUCACUGGUCAAGUUGGACUCUAUCCUGCUAAUUAUGUUGAGAAGGUUGGAUCAUGAUUGCUGCUGCCCCACCAGUGCCUCACAGCCAUACCAGCGUCUCCUGCAGAGGUCACUGGGUCACUCCUGGCCCCAACCCACCUUUGCAGUAUAUCCAGCAGCUUCUGGACUUUAGAGGCAUAUAUUCCAUGUAACUCAUGCUUCAUUUUAAACAUCUAGGUCUGUAGGGAUUUUCUAAAAAAUAAACAAGGAUGAAUAAAAA
Messenger RNA from Haemorhous mexicanus (house finch), 1870 nucleotides. RefSeq names its product protein kinase C and casein kinase substrate in neurons 3 (gene PACSIN3). Gene Ontology annotation, molecular function: protein binding; phospholipid binding. The coding region runs from base 295 to 1668 and encodes 457 amino acids. Gene Ontology annotation, cellular component: cytoplasm; endosome; plasma membrane. The record is from RefSeq and is a predicted model, not a curated record. Gene Ontology annotation, biological process: regulation of endocytosis; cytoskeleton organization; plasma membrane tubulation. The transcript has 12 exons. NCBI's taxonomy places the organism in Eukaryota, Metazoa, Chordata, Aves, Passeriformes, Fringillidae.